Molecule: messenger RNA, 831 nt
Organism: Schistocerca gregaria
Lineage: Eukaryota; Metazoa; Arthropoda; Insecta; Orthoptera; Acrididae
Exons: 5
Coding region: 164-763 (199 amino acids)
Source: RefSeq, a predicted model, not a curated record
AACUGUUCAGCAUUAUUUUUCGUGUUUAAGUGACUUGUUUAUUUGUACGGAAUUGAAAGAUUAAUAGUAGCCGAGUGAUUUGUUUACGUUACCGGUACGAUCUAUUUCUUUUUUUGCUGUUACCAAGUAAUAGCUGUUUCUUAUUUAAGUUCCACCGAUAGAAAUGGAAGACGAAUGGAAAAUUGACGACUUUUUAACGGUGUACAGACAUGACUUCACGCCCAAGACUGGGAAAAGGGGGCCAGCGGCAGUGAUUCCUGACUCAGACGUUACAGCAGGGCCGUUCAAGCUAUACCUGCUGCCUCCUUCUCGAAUAUCUUCAGAUGUGGAGCACCCAGACACCUUCUUAGAAAAGUGCAGAAAUGAGCGACCCGAUCUGGAGACUCUGAAGUCUGAUAUCGACUACAAUGUCGUAGAAAAUGAUUAUGAAGAUAUAAUGCGUACGAUGUACAUGCACUUCUUCUGUGAUCGUGAGGAGGAGAAGGCGUACCGCGCCAAGGACCGGGAGGAGUCUGAGGCGAUGCGGCGGCGCGUCGCCAGCUCGCCGGCGCUGCCGCUGACGACGCAGCGCGCCUCCUACCGCAAGCCCACCGCCUUCUUCUCCGAGCGCGUCCUCCGGCCCACCACCUGCAGCUUCACGCCCAACUACGCGGUACGGCGUAUCAUGGGAGUGCGCACAGGAGACUCCGAGUACCAGGGGAACAUCGGUCUGCUGGCCGCCGCCGCGCUCUCGCUGCCCAGAGACCAGCCGGCCUCCAGCUAAACUACUGCUUCCUACCUUUCACUAUCUCAUCAAAUUAAACAGAGCAACGCUCCUCAUUUACACCUGCA